GACCAUGGCUAAAUCCUCUCAAGCUUUUCCAUUCCUCCUCUUCUUCCUUCUUCUCCUUAGAUUCUCCGAUGCCUCACAAGGCGGCAUCGCCAUCUACUGGGGCCAAAACGGCAAUGAGGGAACCCUGUCGGAGGCUUGUGCCACCGGGAAAUACGCCUACGUCAACGUAGCCUUUCUCAUCCAGUUCGGCAACGGCCAAACCCCACAAAUGAAUCUCGCCGGGCACUGUAACCCUGCAAUUGCCGGCUCAUGCGCCAAGUUUAGCUCGGAGAUCAAAGCCUGUCAGGCAAAGGGAAUCAAAGUGUUGCUCUCUAUCGGCGGCGGCGUCGGCAGCUACUCUCUUUCCUCCGUUCAGGAUGCCAGAAACGUGUCCAAGUACUUGUGGGACACUUUCCUGGGAGGUAAGUCACCGUCAAGGCCUCUAGGCGACGCAGUUUUGGACGGAAUAGACUUCGACAUUGAACUUGGCUCGACACAGUACUAUGAUUAUCUUGCCCGUUUCUUGAAGAACUAUGGAAGGGCAGGAGGAAGGAGGGUGUACAUAAGUGGGGCCCCACAGUGCCCUUACCCUGAUAGAUUUCUGGGCACUGCCCUUAACACAGGCCUCUUUGACUUUGUCUGGGUACAGUUCUAUAACAAUCGUCCAUGCCAGUAUGCUAAUGGGAACAUCACUAACCUUGUCAAUUCGUGGAACACAUGGACAAGUUCGGUGCCGACGGGGCGGAUAUUUUUGGGGUUGCCGGCAGCUCCGGCAGCAGCCGGAAGUGGGUAUGUUCCGGCUGAUGUGUUGACAUCGGAAAUCUUGCCUGUGAUCAAGAAGUCGCCCAAGUACGGAGGAGUGAUGCUGUGGUCACGGUUUCAUGAUAAGAAUAGUGGAUACACUGAUUCCAUUAUUAGCAGCGUGUGAGGGGCUGGAGCAUGAAAUAGUAACUAUUUUCGCAUUAAGUUGUUUCUGAUAAGAUUGAAGUUAUUUGUACAACUUAUACGAUUGUUUGUGCGCGUAAUUUCUAUUUACCUUAUUAAUAAAGAAAAAGCGAAUUUCAAUUAA
Molecule: messenger RNA, 1048 nt
Organism: Neltuma alba
Lineage: Eukaryota; Viridiplantae; Streptophyta; Magnoliopsida; Fabales; Fabaceae
Product: hevamine-A-like
Exons: 1
Coding region: 5-907 (300 amino acids)
Biological process (GO): carbohydrate metabolic process
Cellular component (GO): extracellular region
Molecular function (GO): chitinase activity
Source: RefSeq, a predicted model, not a curated record